CAAAAAACCAGCAUUGCCACAAAGUCUCCGUGGGAGUAGGGCUGUGGAAGGGCAGCAGUUUCUGCUCAGGGACAGAAUUUGCCGCUUAACCUGAUUGACAAGGCUGUCGUGUUAUGACGACCCCCAACAAAGGAAACAAGGCCUUGAAGGUGAAGCGGGAGCCAGGCGAGAAUGGGACCAGCUUGACAGAUGAGGAGCUGGUGACCAUGUCUGUGCGGGAGCUGAACCAGCAUCUACGGGGCCUGUCGAAGGAGGAGAUCAUCCAGCUGAAGCAGCGUCGGCGCACGCUGAAGAACCGGGGCUACGCGGCCAGCUGCAGAGUCAAGCGUGUUACCCAGAAGGAGGAACUGGAGAAGCAGAAGGCAGAGCUGCAGCAAGAAGUGGAGAAGCUGGCCUCUGAGAAUGCCAGCAUGAAAAUGGAACUCGAUGCUCUCCGCUCCAAAUACGAGGCUCUCCAGAACUUCGCCAGAACCGUGGCCCGGAGCCCUGUGACCCCUGCGCGGGGUCCUCUCACCUCCAGUAUGGGGCCCCUCGUCCCCGGCAAGGUUGCUACUACUAGCGUCAUCACAAUAGUGAAAUCCAAAACGGACGCCCGGUCUUAGUGAAGCGAGUGUUGCCUGAGCUUGUCUGUGCAGGGCAAUUAGGCACAAAACCAGCCUGGAAUCCCCAAAGCACAAACCCUCCCCACAUGGGUCCGGGUUCCUUCUACUUGGCCCAGGACUGGCCUGCUGAUCACUCCAGUUUUAUUUUGUUGUGUCCAGAUUGGUAUGAGCAGUGGUGACGCGUCCCUUGUCCUUUGCAGACAGAGCCUCCCACCCAGCGGUCUGUAGCCCUCGGGCGCCCUUGGGACAGACUGCGAGAUCUUGGUUUUUUAGCCAAAGAAAGUCUGUGCAGCGUGGCCGACGGCAGGGUGACGGAAGGGCUCGGGGAAGGUCCGGAGGGAGGCUUUCUUCCCGGGGGCCGGGAACCCUAAUUUUUGGUCACUUCCAAAGGCUUUACUUCAUUACUCUUCCAGGUGGUGCAUCUCGGUGCCUGACUGCCAGGCACCUCAACCUGCUGCUUUUGUCUCAUUUGGUACCCGUAGUUGCAGUUGGGGUGUUCUGUGUGAUAGGUUUUUAUUCCUUUCUAGGUGUGCCUCUGUGCCCUAACAGUGGGUUUCCUUCAGACGUCCGUUGCGUUAGCCAUGUAAACUAGCCGUGGUGGAAAGGAAGAUGCUGUCGUGCCCUGCUGCCUCUGCCCCAGGGAUGGGGAAGGAGCCGGGACAGGGCCCCCGCAGGGGCCCAACACCCCAGGGGAGGGAGGGAAGGUACCGUGUUGGCUGCAGGCCGGUUUUGUGCCUAAUGUGUUGCACUGAACAAGACCAAAAUCACUAGUUGUUCCCGUGUUUUGAGGGUAUCAAGUGUCGCUAGUGUGAUGGUUUACACAACCAGUUUAUGUGGUUAAAUAGCCCUUUAUUUAAAGAGAGAAACAUCAUUUUAAGAGUUAUUAAAUUAUCUAAGUUUAAAAUUAAAAUCAGACAGAAGAGAGAGCGUAUUUAUAGUCAGCUUUUUUAUCUGAGAGGGCGAGAAUAUUUGACCAUAUAAAUGGGGAAAUAUUCUCGGAGACUUUGCUAGUUAAAAGUUAAUAAAUAAAUAAUUUUAAAGUUUCUCAUGAACCUCCCGCAAACUGUUUGUUGCUCUGAGGUUAGUAUUUAUAAAGAGUUAUCAGACUUUAUUUAUAAAACUUAGAAAAAGACAAAAAAAGAGGCAAGUCCUGUUUGAUAUCUUUUUGCAAUUGUACCAAAAGUGACUUAUUCUCGACCUUGCUGGCUUCCGUUGUGUCCCCUUGUGUUGCGCUCUCUGUGCUCUCUGAGCUCUUGCGUGGCGCUGUGGUGUGGUGGUGCCAGUGGCUGCCUUUGCCAUGUGCUGUCGUUUCAUGCUGCCGUCGUUUUUCCCUAAGCUCGACCGAGAGAUUGAGUUGGAAUCUCUCCGAAUUCUCCAGAAGGAUUCUGGCACACAGGCAGAGGUGCUGCUGUUCUUGAAGGCAAAACCGAAUGGCUGGUGCAACUAAGUAGUGAUGCCUGCCCAGAAAACACUUCUCUGCAGAGGCGUGCUGCAGGAGCACGGGCAGCUCGGGCCUCUUGCUGAGCAGCCGACACCGGGUGGCUCAAGUUGCCUGAAUGGGGAAAACGUUGCGCUUUCCUUCCUCCAGCGAAGGCGGUAGAGAAGUAAGACAAGGGAGAAUUGUCCAAGUUUAGGAGGAGACCGAUGGGAUUUAACUCUGGAAUUGGACCCUGUGGUCAGAACUUGUGUUGCUCUUGCAGCUCGUCUGACAAGAGGGGCAAGUCUGCCUGCCUUCUGGGCAGCGCGGGACCAGCGCUAGUCCCGAGUGUCUGCGUAUUACUGAAAAUUGAGCUGUGGCAUGGUUACUGUCUUUCCUGGUGCAGCUUCUGUCUGUGGGUGUUGGAAGAGUGCGUAGACUUACAGCUGUGUGACACAGCUGAGAAGCUAUUUGUGGCCAGGCUCCAUUUCCACAAACACUUUGAUCCCCCUCUCCCCUCCCCAGAGAUUUGAGCUGAUUAAUGAGUUGUUUUAGAGAAGCAGGACGUGGGGGUGAAGUCCGUGUGAUCUCCUGGCUGCUGAAAGUCUCCUGAGCGGAGGGGACAGACCAGGAUGGCACAAGUGAAACCGCAGUCUUGCGGGGAGGCAUGGUUCACCAUACUGGGUGGUUUUUGGUGAUGUGUUUCUCGCGUAGCUGAACUGAUACUGCUGUCCUCUGGGCUGAGAAGCAGGUAAACCCGAUGAAAGCUGCAACGUGGCAGGAGAGGAGCAGAUAGUUGGUGGGGAUUUCCUGCUGGAGGGGGAGAUCAGCUUUGCUCUGAUUGACUGGGAGUUUAGGGAGAAGCUGUUUGGGAUGCUUUUCCCAGUGAACUUUCUGAACGAGGAGUGGGUUAGAACAUCGCCUCCAGGCUUCCCCCUCCCAGCCCUGGGCUUUCUCUUCUCUGAGCUGAAGUGUCCGACAUGCCGCUUCCCAGCCGUUCACCGGAUGGGCUACGCACUGAGCAGCGCUCAGCACAGAGCUCUGGGCUCUAACCUUUGUCUUCCAGCUGGUGACGUGGUGCCUGGAAGAGGUGAGAUGUUCCAAAACAUGGAGACCUCCGGUUGGCCUGGGGUGUCAGUCCCAACCCUGUCCCUCCUGGAGCCAGCCUGAGAUUGAACCUGCCUAGAGAGCCAUUCUGAAUCCGGCUGGAGGCCUGACCUCAGCAGGGUGAGCAGCCAAGGUUUUGUGUAUGGGGCUGGUUAGGAACUGAGCUCCAGGGGCUGGAGGCUGUGGUGUGAGGAGGGUCCCAUCAACAGAGCAGGCGAUGACGGGCAAUCCUGCAGCCAUGGUGAACUUGCUUCCGUUGUACUCUGCAGCAAGGAAUGUCCGGGUCCUUCCCUGCCUGCUGGGUGGCAGCCGUGCUGUUGCCGGUAAGAGGCUGCACUGCUUUGGAGUGAGACCGUGAGUCAGGAGGACAGAGCAGGCGGCAGCACUGACUCCACCAGAUGUUAACGCUGUUGUUUCUCCUCCCCUGUGCUGUGCUUGCUAGGUUGUGGCCCCAGCCUGCUUCGAGUGGCCGAGUGUGUUCGAUGAGGACACGUUGUGUAGGGGGUGCAUGUUUGCAGGUCCUUUGCAGGUGCAAAGCCAUGGCUGAAGGGCACCCGUGUGGUAAACAAGCUCUGCAGGUGCUGGGCGGGAUGUCAGCGGGGACGCGGUCCCCUCGUGAGUGCUGCUUCCCUAUGCUAGCGCGUUGGUUUUGGUUUUGUUCUUGGUGAAGUGUUGGACCCCGAGUGACGUAUUUCCGCAGUGUCCAAGGAGUCUCCCGUCCUGCUCCGGGGGACCCGGUCCCCCGCCAGCUGGCUUCCUCUUCCCCGUGCGAGGCGACCCCUGCCCCGAGCCGUCACGCUGACCUCUCUCUCGUAUAUAGCGUUCUGGAGUGUGACAGUUCUUGUUCCUGAGGUGCUCGUCCGUUUGGUUUCCUGCUGUGAAGGGUGUCGUGUUUUCUUUCUCCUUUUCC
This is a messenger RNA of Aptenodytes forsteri (emperor penguin), 4036 nucleotides long. It is a transcript of the gene MAFG, whose product is annotated as MAF bZIP transcription factor G. Gene Ontology annotation, molecular function: DNA-binding transcription factor activity, RNA polymerase II-specific; RNA polymerase II cis-regulatory region sequence-specific DNA binding. The record is from RefSeq and is a predicted model, not a curated record. NCBI's taxonomy places the organism in Eukaryota, Metazoa, Chordata, Aves, Sphenisciformes, Spheniscidae. Gene Ontology annotation, cellular component: nucleus. The transcript has 3 exons. Gene Ontology annotation, biological process: regulation of transcription by RNA polymerase II; regulation of epidermal cell differentiation. The coding region runs from base 114 to 602 and encodes 162 amino acids.